Messenger RNA from Rhopilema esculentum, 878 nucleotides. RefSeq lists its product as uncharacterized. The record is from RefSeq and is a predicted model, not a curated record. NCBI's taxonomy places the organism in Eukaryota, Metazoa, Cnidaria, Scyphozoa, Rhizostomeae, Rhizostomatidae.
UAUCCGUCUCAGCCUGCCUGUCUAUAAAUUCAAACGACCGGUGACAGAGUGUAGUAGAGAACUCGACACAGUUUGUGUGGCAUCUUCUUAUCCUCUCAAUCAUCAGGGCACUGAUAUUUCAUAUUAAUUUCAUCUACAAAUUUGCCGUUUCAGUGAAGGAUUCUGUUACAUCGCUGAAUCAUGAGGUCCAUUGCGGUAAUCUUGCUAUGCUGGCUGUACGACAUUGCGAUUUCAAAAUCAGCAGAAGCUUUAUUGAGUGAUCAAUGGAAAACAUCGGUUUCUUCAUCAAUAAAACCUUCAGAUUGCAAAGACAAAAUCUCCAAAUCAUUAUGCAUCAAGUACGACAAAUACUGUGACAUAAGUGACAGCUUGAAAGAGCUGUGCCCAAGAACCUGUGGUUUAUGCAAAGAAGUAUCACCACUGCUAUGCAAUGAAAUGCCAUUUGGAUGUUGCUGGGACGGCGCAACAUACGCAACAGGGCCAAACCAAAAAGGAUGCCCAGCUUGCAAAGACAGGAGCAUCAAAUGCGCCAAACACGCAACAAAAAAGAAUUGCGACACAUAUAACACCAUUCGAACUCAAUGUGCUUCGUCGUGUGGUCUUUGUGGAGGUUGCCAAGAUGAUCCAGAACAAAGAGAUUUUUGCCCAACAUUUAAAAAAUCUGGCUUCUGCGAAACAAUGAAGGGAAAUAUGGAGCGUUUGUGCAAGAAGACCUGUAACCUCUGUGACGAAUCAUAAAAGCAGAGAAAAGAAAACAGAAGGCGGAUUGCCUUUUAAAAAGGCUUACUGGAUAUUUGCUAGACAGUUUUGUUCAUAGUUUGGGCUUUAUACAAGAGGAGAGUGGAAACUUCUUGCGUGAACACAUAUGCACUGAGAAC